ACUGUUUCACUUUUUUCAAAACAUAUUUUUGAUAGGCACUAAAUUUUUUUUAGUAUUAUUAGUUUAUUUUAGAACCAAAAUUGCGUUUAAAAUGGAGACGUCCUUUGAUGGUGGUACCGUGAAGGAAGAUGGAGAUGUCAAGACUCCUAAAAUAAAAACCACAGCAUUUGAAAACUCAAUCGCUUGCGAUCAAGCUACACAGGCGGAUUUUGUUGUAAAAAUGGAUGAGAAGUCUCUGUGUUCUCAUAUCUCCAUUACACUUAAAACGGAGGCAAUGGUCGAUGACAGUAUUUUGAUCGCUGAAGGGGGUACUACAGCUGCUGAACCUGAAGCUUUAAAAGUUGAUCAGGUUGUUCAGACCGAUGCAAUAUCUCUUGUUGAACUACUUCGAAGUCAAAACAAAAGAGAGUUUUUGAAUGGCAAGCGAUUCAGAAAUAGACCUGUCAUUGUAAACUACUCCGAAAAACUUUUAUCUUUGGAAGCUCUAUUAAGCGAUGAACGCGAAAACGAUUAUAUGAUGUGUACAAAAAUGGAUGAAAAUUGCAAAAGUUCAGACCAAUCGGCCUUUUCAAAAUCUCAGAUGACCUCUGACGGUGAUUGUCGCAAACAAGAGAAUGGUGUUAUGAAUUCUAGAUUAGAAGGCGUAAAAUCGAAAUUCUCAGAUAUGAAAGAUCAAGCUAUGCAGACAGACACGAUAUCGGUUGCAUCAGUUUUAAUGCAUUACGAAAAAACAUAUCGUGCAAAUGACUCAGGAAAGGUGAAAUCAGUAAAAACGGAGUCAACAAAAAAAUGUCCAGAGAUGCCUUCCCAAUCUGUUAUGUGCACGGAUCCCUGCCCAUACUGUGAAUUUUUUGAUAGAGGGCAGGCAAACUCACUAGAGCUAGCCAGUGAAGAAAAAGCGUUCACUGAGAAAUGUUACUUUGCAAACUAUAAGCCCAAACUUUCCAGAAAGACCAUUAAUAUUACAGAGAAAGUGGGUAGUGAUUUUUUGGAUAAUAAAGAUAAUGAUUCUGUUAAAGGAUCGAGCAAUACUGAUUCUAAAAAUUGCAUGGAACCAGAAGGUAUUUUCGUAAAUACAACGAAAAACGAACUAGAGGAAACGAUUGUUGUGGAUAAAAAUCAGUAUAAAACUGAAAAUGAUCUCUUAAAAUUGUCAGAGCUUAACACUAAUGAACUGAAAGAAUCGCAAAUAAUCACGUUUCCAUUCGAUGUUAAAAGAAUUCGGUCUGCAGAUGAAAUUUUCAGACUUACCAAAAGCGAUGGUUAUUUAUCUAAUCUUCCUGAAUGCGAUACAAAACCACUUCGCAAAACCAACAGUCUUUGUAACUACCGCAACAAGAAUCUUGUGUUUAAAAAGGGUGCAGAAUCAGAUAUAAGCGAAUUGAGGAAGAUUUUGAGCAUAGACGAAAAACCAAAUAAUACUGAAAAUGAUCGUUUAAAGCCACUAAGCACUGUUGAGAUUGAGGAUUCGCAUAUAUAUACAAGAAUAUCCAUUAGCGAUUGCAAGCUCUCUGCAGUUUGUGCAGAUAACGGAAACAUGAACUACAAAACAGACUAUCUUUCUGACUGGCUUGAAAGAAAACAUUUCUUAAGUUUCAAAAACACUAAAAUCAGAAAAGUAAGUAAAAGUUCGAAGGCGAUUUGCAAAGAUAAAAAAAAUGUACAUGAUGUAUCGAAGCCAGUGUAUAUGAGCUUAUUAGAGUGGGAAGAGUGUUGCAAUCUAAGUAGUUAUUUAAAAACACCAACAUCAACACCAAGCAGUACUCAGGAAAUCAGGAAACCAUGAUAGUACAAUUAUUCUCAAAUGUAUUGUAUAGAAUUCAUUCGUAAAGAUUUAUAUAAACCAUCAAAUUGUUAUAGAUAAGUAACCAGAAAAAAAACGCUGAAACCAUUGCUUUGAAAUUGAUUUCUUUUAAAAGCCAAAGCGAGGACACCGAAAUGGACUUUCCCAAAUGAACCUUAAAAUGACAUUGUCUCAGCAUUUAUUGUAUUACAGUACAAAGACUUUUACAGUAUUAUUAACAUCACUUGGAGAUCUCGAGAGAAAUGAUUCUAUUGGAGAAAUUUUAUAGUUUCUACUAAUAAUAUAUUUAUUUUAAAAUUGUGGAAGAAUUUAUGAUAUUAAAUUCAAGGUAUUAGUUAAACAAUUAAUUUCACUAUUAGAACACUAGUUUUACUUUAGAACUAAAUUUAAAUAGUGGAUGGAAUUUAUAAAGUUUAAAAAUUGUUGAUGUGUAUUAUAUACGUGAUAUAUUCUAAAUCAAAUAAAUUUAACUAUACCGCUGGUAA
Teleopsis dalmanni is the source of this 2289-nucleotide messenger RNA. RefSeq lists its product as uncharacterized. Bases 92 to 1786 code for a protein of 564 amino acids. The transcript is spliced from 6 exons. Lineage: Eukaryota; Metazoa; Arthropoda; Insecta; Diptera; Diopsidae. The record is from RefSeq and is a predicted model, not a curated record.